Messenger RNA from Artibeus jamaicensis (Jamaican fruit-eating bat), 3285 nucleotides. Its product is annotated as G-protein coupled receptor-associated sorting protein 2-like. Lineage: Eukaryota; Metazoa; Chordata; Mammalia; Chiroptera; Phyllostomidae. The transcript has 2 exons. Bases 388 to 2952 code for a protein of 854 amino acids. The record is from RefSeq and is a predicted model, not a curated record.
GACAGCCUGCUGUCUGCUGUAGGGCUUAAUACAACUGGAACAAAGCAAGGAGGGGGAUAUUGCACCACGUCAGAGCAGAUCCACCUCUAGUGGCAGCUCUGGUGGUGUUGCAGUUACUGUUGACCAUCACGCUCAACAGAUCAACACCCACCUGGGAACCGUCUGUCAUCCUCCAGCUUGGUUGUGCCUCUUCUGCAUUCUGCCUGUAAUAUUGGCUGAGGCUGGUCUUAGGACAGAGGCUGAUUAACUGCUGGACUGGUGAUUGACUCUUUUCCAACUGAAUCACUGAAAGAUCAGAGUGUGAAGAUACAAAACUGUGACUCUUCAGUGGUAGAGGCUGAGACUGUGUUACUAGUGUUUAACUGUGUCUUUUCUGUAACUGGUACUAUGACUGGGGCUGAGAUUGAACCUGGUGUCCAGGCCAAGCCUGGAAAGAAGGCUGGAGAAGAGGCUGGAGGUGGGGCUGAGAGAGAGAAUGACAUCCCGAUGGUGGUUAGACCCAAGGUUAGGACCCAGGCCCAGACUGUGCCUGGGGCAAGGCCCAAAACUGAGUCAAAGGCUAUGAAUGGGACAAGGCCCAAAACUGAGUCCCAGGUAAUGGCUGGGGCAAGACCCAAAACCGAUUUCCAACUAAUGGGUGGGGCAAGGCCCAGAAUUGAGGCCCAGGCAGUGGCUGGGGCAAGGCCCAAAACUGAAUUUCAGGCAAUGGCUAGGACAAGGCCCAAAUCUGAGGCCAGGGCAAUAGGUGGGGCAUGCCCUAAAACUGAGGCCAAGGCAAUCCCUGGGGCAAGGCCCAAAGAUGAAGCCGAGGCUUCAGCACAGACUGAGCUCGGGGCCGAGGCAAUGUCCCAAACAGAGGGCGUGCCCCAGACCAAUGCAACUGCCUGGCCACUGGUCAGUAUGGAGUCUGAAUCAGUUGCUAAACCUUCAGCCACGGCUGUAGAUAAAGAACUGGUAAAUGUAGAGGUUGAGACCUUUCCUGGUUCCCAGGUUCAGUCAGGAAUUCAAUCCUGGUUUGGAUCAGGGGAUGAAACUAAUACAGAAUCUUGGUGUUAUGCCAGGCUCAGGGCCAGAGAGGAAGCUUCUAACGAAUCUGGAUUCUGGUCAGCAGAUGAGACCUCUACUAUUUCUUCUCUCUGGGCUGGAGAAGAGGCCAGUGUUAGAUCAUGGCCCAGGGAAGAGGCCAAUACCAGAUCCAGGCACAGGGCUAAGCAUCAGCCUAACCUCCAGUCCAGGCCUGGAUCCAAACAAGAUCCCUAUAUUGAUUCCUGGUCUGGGUCUGAGGAGGAGUCUAGCAAUCCAUUCUGCUUGUGGCCUGGAGAAAAUACCAAUAACUUGUUCAGACCCAGAGUUAGGGAUGAGGCAAAUAUUAGGUCCAAGCUUGGAACAAAGAGAGAGGACUUUUUUGAAUCUGAGUCUGAAGAUGAAUACUAUAAGGAGUCCUGGUUUUUGCCUGGAGAAGAGGCCAGUAGUAGAUUCAGGCCAAGAGAUCAGGAGGAGCCUAAUACUGACUUGAAGCCCAGGACCCAGAAAGAUGUUAAUAACAGUGAUAGGGUCAAACCAGACCCCAGGUUUGAGGAGGACAUCAUCAUUGGGUCCUGGUUCUGGGCAGAGAAAGAGGCUGGUGAAGAGGCUGGGGCUUCAGCCAUCUGUGAAUCCACCCCAGGGGUUGAGGAGGGGGCUAUUGGUGGAUCCUUGUUCUGGACUGAGGAGCCUGAGUCCAAUUUGGGGGCUGUAGCCAGAGAAGAGAUCAAGCAGGAGUCUGAAGAAGAAGCCAUAUUUGGGUCCUGGUUCUGGGAUAGGGAUGAGGCCUGCUUUGACCUAAAUCCCAAUCCUGUGUACAGGGCUAGUUCCAGAUUCAGAGAUUCAGCUGAGAAGGAAAUUAAGGCAUCAUCCAGGCCCAAAACCUGGGAGGAGGUCACUGUUGAAUUCAAACCUGGUCCUUGUCAUAGGAUUGGCUUCCCAUCCCCAAGCUCCUUUAGAAUUACCGAAGAAGCAUCCGCUGCAUUUGCUGAAAUGUUUGAGGGAAAGCCCCAAAAUGGGGAGCUUACCUCAGAAGGUGAAGAUGAGGCCAAUCAGCCUGAACCUCAAUUCACAUUUCAGUAUGAACCAUCCUACCGGUCAGUCAGGGAAAUUCGGGAUCAUCUUAGGGCCAGGGACAGUGCACAGCCUGAGAGUUGGUCCUGCAGCUGUAUACAAUGUGAGCUUAAAAUCAGUUCUGGAGAGUUUGAGGAACUCCUCCUAUUAAUGGAAAAAGUUCGAGAUCCUUUUAUUCAGGAAAUAUUUAAAAUUGCAGUGGGUAUGAGAAGUGCUUCUCAAUUUACCCGAGAUUUUAUUCGGGAUUCAGGUGUUGUCUCACUUAUUGAAACCUUGCUCAAUUAUCCCUCUUCCCGAGUCCGGACAAGGUUUUUGGAAAAUGUGAUUCUCAUGGCUCCACCUUAUCCAAAUCUAAACAUGAUUGAAACAUUCAUAUGUCAAGUGUGUGAGGAAACGCUUGCACAAAGCGUGGAUUCCCCUGAGCAGCUGCUUGGAUUAAGGCUGCUUAGGCACCUUACUAUGACUACUGACUAUCACACACUAGUUGCCAAUUUUAUGUCUGGGUUUCUCACCCUAUUAGUCACAGGAGAUGCAACAACGAAGUUUUGCAUUCUGAAAAUGCUGUUGAACUUGUCUGAAAAUCCUGUGGUGGCAAAGAAGCUAUUCAGUGCUAAAGCUCUAUCGGUAUUUGUGGGUCUUUUUAACUUGGAAGAGUCACAUGAUAAUAUUCAAAUUGUUAUUAAAAUGUUUCAAAAUAUCAGUAACAUCAUAACAAAUGGAACAAUGGCCUCAGUUGAUGAAGAUUUCAGUCUUGAGCCGCUUAUUUCUGCAUUCCACGAAUUUGAGAGCUUGGCUAAGGAACUACAAACCCAAAUAGACAAUCAAAACGAUCCUGAGGGGGGGCAACCAAACUAAUAUGUUUGACCUGUCUGUGAUCAGCCUUAUGUUCCCCAAAAGCCCUGAGUAGUGCUUUGGUUUUCAGUCUGAUGGUAUGUUGUAACUUAUAUUUUUAUGCUGUUAACUUUGUCCAAUUCUUGGCUUGAGCUGGAUCAUUUUGUGGAUGCCAAAUGAAUAUUAGAGCGGAAAACAUCAUUUGUUCAUAUUUGUCUUGCUGUCCAGAUUGCAGUAUUUUUCAGUAUUGAGUGUCCAGUGAACUGAGUUACCUAUGUAAACUACACUGCUUUUUGUUGUUUAAACAUGUGGUUCUGUAUUUGAGUGUAUUUUCAAUAAAGUUCUGUGUGAAAAUUG